Messenger RNA from Myodes glareolus (Bank vole), 2809 nucleotides. The record is from RefSeq and is a predicted model, not a curated record. Lineage: Eukaryota; Metazoa; Chordata; Mammalia; Rodentia; Cricetidae.
AUGACAAUGCAGGGAGAAGAGAUGGUGGAGAUAGAGAGGGUCGCGAAGAGUCAGCCUCAGCCGCUAGAAGAGUUCCAGGGGGCCCAGACAUCAGUGGCCUCUGGGUCCCAGGCCUGUAAUGGCAGCUGCAGGAGCUGCUGGUCCAAAACCCAGAGCCCAUUCAGGAGCUGCAGCCCCAAUGGCAACUGCCCGCUGCCGCCUCACACAGCGGCUAGACCCUAUAAGUCACACUUGGAACCGCGACGUUUCCUCCUAGCACAGUCCGUUUUCGCCCCGUGGCGGGUCCGGCGCGCAGCCGGUACACCAGGCGCACUUAGGUCCCCGAACCCCCGCUCCCCGCGGGGGACCCCGCGCUCCGCUGCCCUGCGCCGGAAGCCUCUGCGCCGCCCCUUCCCCGCGCCGCUGGCCUUAUCUCUGCGCACAGGGGCCUCCGGGGAGUGGCUGCUGCUCGGCCUGGCCCGCGGUGUCAGCGGAGAACCGGGCACCGACGACUUAGAUGUCUGUGCCACAUGCCAUGAACAUGCCACAUGCCAGCUAAAGGACGGGAAGAGAAUCUGCAUUUGCAACUAUGGCUUUUGGGGCAACGGGAGGACGCGGUGUGUUGAUAAAGACGAGUGCCAAUUCGGAGCCAGUGUGAUCUGUGGGAACCACACCUCCUGCCACAACACACCUGGAGGGUUCUACUGCAUUUGCCACAAAGGCUAUCGGGCUACAAAUAACAACAGGACGUUCAUUCCCAACGAUGGCACUUUCUGUACAGAUGUAAAUGAGUGUGAAGUUCCUGGCCUGUGCCGUCAUGGAGGUCAGUGUAUCAACACUCCUGGGAGCUUUGAAUGCUACUGCAUGCAAGGAUACGUGGCAAAGGGCGGCCCCGAGCCCUUCCAGCCGAGCAGGGACGGCACAUCCUGCACAGAAAUAGACUGUGGCUCCCCUCCUGAAGUCCCUGGUGGCUACAUCACAGGGAAUUACAGCUCCACGCUGGGCGGUCAGGUCCGGUACAGCUGCAAAGAGGGGUUUCUCAGCGUCUCGGGAGAUGGAGUUUCACGCUGCACGGCCCUGGGCACGUGGGAAUCUCCGAAGUUACGUUGCCAAGAGAUCAGCUGUGGCAGCCCUCCCGAAGUCCAGAACGCCAUCUUGGUGGGGAAUCCCACCUCCAGCCUGGGCAGUGUGGCUCACUAUGUCUGUCAGGAGGGCUUCGAGAGUCCUGGAGGAAAGAUCACUUCUGUUUGCACAGAGAAAGGCUGGAGUGAAAUCACUCACACAUGCGCAGAAAUAAUGGUCGAAAUUCACGAUGUGUCUGUGUUUAAUGACAGCUGUGUGAGGUGGCAUGUAAGCCCAGAAAGCAUAAACUCCAAGAUUAUGUACAUGAUACACAUUGAAAGACAGCAGCCCAAUGCUGUGGAAUCCGCUCGCGAGGAGACAGUCAACGUGAUCACAGACAGCAGGACCCCGGAAGUGUGCCUUCACCUCCAACAAGGUGCCAACUACACCAUGCGCAUUUCUGUGGCCCCUCCCCGCCGCUCCGUGCCUGCCAUCCUUGGUUUCCUGACAGCUGAAGACGAUCUCUUAGAAGAUGGUGGAAUUCUCAGUAUUUCAGUAUUUAAGGACACGUGUUUGAAGUUGAACCGGCGUUCUACGAAAGAUGGAUCGGAACAAAUGUAUCAAGUGGAGGUUCUGGGUCAGAGGUGGUAUCUGGAGAAGUUUUAUCAUGCAACUUUCUUUAACUUCACAACAAGAGACCAAGCUCCGGAAGUGUGUUUAGAGCUGUACCCGGCCACCGAUUACACAAUAAACAUCACCCUUCUGCGAUCCACCGAGCCACACUCGGCACAAAUAAGCAUAACAACCGCACCAACAGCCAAACAAACCAUCACGAAUAUUUCAGUAUAUAAUGAAACCUGCCUAAGAUGGGAAAGCCUGGAGACGGCCAAUGUGGAAGAGCUGUAUUUCUUCCGCAUUUGGGGCCAGAGAUGGUAUCAGAAGGCAUUUGUUCUGGAAAUAGUCUUUAACAUCACCAGUAGCAGCCAGGCCCCUGAGAUCUGCCUGGACCUGCAUCCAGGUACCAACUACAACGUCAGCCUUCAGGCGGUGUCUUCAGCACUUCCUGUGGUCGUCUACCUGACAACCCAGAUAGCAGAGCCCCCACUUCCAGAAGUAGAAUUUUUCAGCAUCCAAGGAGGGUCUCUACCACACUUCUGGUUGAGGAAAGCCAGGGAUGUAAAUGGACCUAUCAGCUCCUACCAGUUGCUAGUCCUUCCCCUGGCCUUGGAAAGCACAUUUUCUUGUGGAUCUGAAGGCAUGACUUCAUUUUUUGGCAACACCUCUCUUGCUGGUGGCUAUGUGGCUGCAGAAAUACUGGCCAGUGAUGUUCCAGAUGAUGUAUUGGAGAUACCUGUCGGAGACAGGCUGUACUACGGGGAAUAUUACAACGCGCCUUUGAAACCAGGACGCGAUUACUGCAUUCUAGUACGGAUCACAAGUGAAUGGAAUAAGGUGAGAAGAUAUUCCUGUGCCAUCUGGGCCGAGGUGAAAGACUCGUCCCUCACGCCGCAGCAGAUGGUGGGCGUUGGACUGGGCUCCGUGGCUUUUGUGACCAUUCUUGCAUUCCUCUCCUUCUCAGCGGUGUGAUGGCUGGUGCGCACCGCCUGGGAAGGCUGCCUUAUGAUGGACAGCUGUUUCUACAGCUUUUCAGGUGUCCGGGCUGUGUGACUUCCAUCCAGAGCCCUUGGGUGAACCUGAAACCUUCUCCAUCCCAGCAUGGCCUCGUCCCUGAAUUCAAGAUGGCACCAAUCCUAUCUCUAUGAAAUCU